Molecule: messenger RNA, 1566 nt
Organism: Tachyglossus aculeatus (Australian echidna)
Lineage: Eukaryota; Metazoa; Chordata; Mammalia; Monotremata; Tachyglossidae
Product: CMRF35-like molecule 1
Exons: 9
Coding region: 1-1566 (521 amino acids)
Cellular component (GO): plasma membrane
Molecular function (GO): transmembrane signaling receptor activity
Source: RefSeq, a predicted model, not a curated record
AUGCUCCUGGUGAGGGCUCUGCUCCUCCUCUGGCUCCCAGGCUGUUUCACCCUGACUGACUCCCCGGAGGUGAGAAGUCCUGGAAGGGUCAGCGGCCCCAUUGGUGGCUCUCUCACUGUGCGAUGUGGCUACGACUGUGGAUGGAAGACAGACGUGAAAUGGUGGUGCAGGGGAGCCAAGUGGAAUUCCUGUAGAAUUAUGGUAAAAACCACAGGAUCAGAGGAUGAGCAGACAAGUGACCGAGUGUCCAUCAAAGACAGCCACCGAGGCUGCACAAUCACAGUGAUCAUGGACAACCUCAGAGCAGAAGAUGCAGACAUAUACUGGUGUGGGAUUGAGAAAGCAGGAACUGACCUCGGGGCCCAUGUUGUAAUGACCAUUAACAAAGACGUUUCGCCCCCGAGGGGUCCCGAGGAUGUGAGGGUGCCUGUAGGCGGAUCCCUCACGGUGACGUGUCAGUACGACCCAGGCUGGGAGAGGAACGGGAAAUGGUGGUGCCGGGGAGCGAACUGGAGAUCCAGUAAUAUCAUCGUUAGAACUCCAGGAUCAAAGAGAAACAAUGAGCAAAUGUCCAUAAGAGACAGCCCCGAAAAGCGAGCCUUCACAGUGACCAUGGAUAAUGUCACUGAGAGGGACGCAGACACGUACUGGUGUGGGAUCGCCCGAGCAGGAGAUGACUUCGGAGCCAGGGUGAGACUCGACACUUUCACAGACAUUUCCUCCCCCAAGGCGGUGAACGGCAUAGAGGGACAAUCCCUGACGGUUCAGUGUCGAUACGAGCAGCACUACAGGGCGAAUGAAAAAUCGUGGUGUCGAGGAGCUCCGUGGGGAAACUGUCAGCCCGUCGUGAGCACCGGCGACCACAAGAACAAGGGAAGGAAUGGCAAAGUGUCCAUCAGCGACUGCCCAGAUAAUGGCACAUUCAUGGUGACCAUGGAGAACCUCAGUACCUCGGACACAGACACGUACUGGUGCAGGAUUGGAGCAGAGAAAGUUGUGCUGGGGUUCCCUGUGACAGUUGACGUGUCCCGCGCAACAACAACGAUGACAACAGUGACAAAUCCAGAGAUGCAAUCAGCGACAAAUAGUUCCCAGAAAUCACAGGUCUCCCAAAACAAUUCCUCUGCAGGGUUUGAUCUGUCUAGACUCGAGUUGCUGCUGCCCCUGGUGUUUGGAGUUCUCCUGGUUGUGUUGGUGGGGGUCUCCAUUCUGGCAUGGAGAAUGGUGCGGAGGCAGAGGGAAGCAUCUGGGAAGUCAGCCACCCCCUCGCCUACGGACGAGGGCCUGGAGUUACCCACCACAGAAGUCUGCUACGCGGAUCUGAGUAUUCACCACUGGAUAAAUGACGAUACCGGCAGGACCACGGGGACCCCUGCCCCUCUGGCCCGUCCCAGAAGUGCCCACCAGUUUGUGGAAUACGCCACUUUGGGUUCUGCGAAGACAGAGGACGUUACCUGUGUUACCUAUUCCACGGUGAGGCGACCGAGGCCCGCGGAAAACCCAAUCUAUGGCAACGUGGAACUCCCCUGCUCCCCUCGGAGAAACAACAGGAAGGAAGCCAAGUAA